AUGUGCAGCUUCUGCAUUGAUAUGGACUGUGCUAAACUCUUGCCCACCCUAAAACUUGCCUGCCACCCUCACCGUCUCGCUUACUUCAGAGGUACUUCUGAGUUGGAUUGCCGUACCUGUGGCAAGCAUUGCGGUGGUGGUGAUUGUAUUUGUCGUUGUGUGCAAUGCGAUAUUAGUUUCCAUCUAAAAUGUGUUGUACCAUCCAAAGCUACAUCAAAGUAUCAUAGGCAUCCACUUAUUCUAACCGAAUCGGUCAAAGAAUAUGAUUCUGAUGAAUUUUGUUGCGAUGAUUGUGAGAACGAAAAGGAUCCGAAGCAUCCUGUGUAUUACUGUCAAAGUUGCAUAUUUGUGGCUCAUAUUCCAUGUGUACUCCCUGAUGUUGAUGAGGAUCAAAUUACAUCCUCCAUGGAAAGCGAGGAAGCUUUGUCUGAGAAGGAAAUGGAGCAGAAUGAAGGGAGUAAUGGCAUCCACGCUCUGUGUAAUUUCAAGCUUGGUGUGAAAUGCUCUGCUCUAACUGCUCAUGAACUUGGGGUUUCUCAAGAAAAAAGGAUGGAUAGAGUAACCGAGUUGCACCAUUUCAGCCACCAACAUAAGCUUGUCCUUGGCUACUCUAAUGACCCUAUAGAAGAAACAAGAUGCAAAAUUUGUGAAUCUUCAAUCUUUGGCCCAGCCUAUUUUUGCCCCGAGUCUUGCCUUAGGCUACCACAAAAGAUUCAAGUCCCAUUUCAUCUAAAACACAUGUUGGUUUUUCAACAACCAGAGGAACGUUCAAACCCACAAUGUUAUGCCUGCCCUUUGAGCAUAGAAAAAGAAAACUUCGCAUAUAGUUGUGAAGAUUGUCAACUUGACCUCCAUCCUAUAUGUGCUAAUUACUUAAAGAGACCCUUGAAAUGCGAGUCCCACUUAGAUGACCUUUAUUAUUUCGGGAAAGAUUAUCAGUUACUCCGUGCAAAAGACAACUAUAUACCAUGGGAAACACAUUUUGCUUGUCAUAAAUGUGAAAAUACCUGCAAAGAAGAGCCCUUUUAUCGUUGUCUACAGUGUUCCAUUAACUUUCAUUUGAAAUGUGUUCCCAUACCAGAGGUUGUUCAAUCCAAAUAUCAUCGUCAUCCUCUAACCCUGACCGAUUCUUUUGUUGAAGAUGAUUCUGGAUUGUAUUAUUGUGAUUUUAGCGAGAAAGAGAGAAACCCAAAAGAUCAUGUAUACUAUUGUAAAGAAGUAACGGACGGAUAA
This is a messenger RNA of Hibiscus syriacus, 1233 nucleotides long. RefSeq lists its product as uncharacterized. The transcript has 3 exons. The coding region runs from base 1 to 1233 and encodes 410 amino acids. The record is from RefSeq and is a predicted model, not a curated record. Lineage: Eukaryota; Viridiplantae; Streptophyta; Magnoliopsida; Malvales; Malvaceae.